This is a messenger RNA of Momordica charantia (bitter melon), 2870 nucleotides long. RefSeq names its product CCT motif -containing response regulator protein (gene TOC1). The record is from RefSeq and is a predicted model, not a curated record. NCBI's taxonomy places the organism in Eukaryota, Viridiplantae, Streptophyta, Magnoliopsida, Cucurbitales, Cucurbitaceae. Gene Ontology annotation, molecular function: protein binding. Gene Ontology annotation, biological process: phosphorelay signal transduction system; cytokinin-activated signaling pathway.
UCGAAUCGGUGCAUUUUAGCCUCCAAAGCUGAUCGAGCAAAGAUAUUUGUUUUUCGUAGAUAUAAGCAUUUACGAUGGCUGACUGAAAAUCUUCUGUGCGYUCGCUCGCGGCUCGCCGUAAACGCCACACCAAAAACCGUCCAGACGUGUGCCAACGCGCGUCAUCUUCGGGGAAACGAGAAAAACGAUUCAUUUUUAUUGGUUUCUGGUGGUCACGUUUGAUCUUCGGAACUCGGAUCUUCCGGGAGCGUUUGGUUUACCGUUUGGUGGAGGAGUGUAAUCUGUGCUACUAGCAUGAUUAAUUGACUGGUUGCGCAGUUCCGUGAGCUUUUAACUGAGGUGUUUCUUUUGGGUUUGAUUUCGAUGUCGUCGGUAUUGAACGGGAUGGGUGACCUUCUGAUACGUGAAUGAAGUCAGUGAUCGAAACCCUAACCCUAAGUUGGAUUCUGUGGGAAGAUUGACGAAGCUGUGGAUGGAAUUUCUCUAGCAGGGAAUCACGUUUUAUAUAGGUUGGUUUGUCGGUUAUGGAUUGCAAGGAGCUCAAUUUGAACGAAGAUUGUGGUGCCUGUGGUAGCGGUGGGAAGAAUGGGGGAGAUGGAUUUAUAGACAGGAGCAAAGUGAGGAUUUUGCUGUGCGAUAAUGAUUCAAAAAGUUCAGAAGAGGUUUUCAAGCUUCUGUUAAAAUGUUCCUACCAGGUCAUUUCUGUGAGUUCAGCUAGACAGGUUAUUGAUGCUUUGAAUGCGGAGGGACCUGAAAUUGAUAUUAUACUCUCGGAAGUUGAUCUACCAAUGGCCAAAGGCAUGAAAAUGUUGAAGUACAUCACCCGGGAUAAAGAGCUGCGACGCAUUCCUGUUAUCAUGAUGUCAACACAAGACGAGGUCCCUAUUGUUGUUAAGUGCUUGAGACUUGGAGCAGCUGACUAUCUUGUAAAGCCUUUACGAACAAAUGAGCUACUAAACUUGUGGACACACAUGUGGAGAAGAAGGCGCAUGCUUGGACUGGCAGAAAAGAACAUCUUGAAUUAUGAAUUUGAUAUGGUCGCAUCAGACCCAAGUGAUGCUAAUACGAAUAGUACUACUUUGUUCUCGGAUGACACUGAUGACAAGUCACGUAGGAGCACAAAUCCAGAAAUUGAAAUUGCAACACAUCAGGAAGAUGAGUCUGGUAUUGUCGCACUGGUAGAGCCUCUUGUUGUUCAUACGGUGGAACAUCAGCCAGAUAUACCUGGAAUUAGCGAGCGCCGAAUAGGGCAACUUUCAUCAUGCCCAAGAAAGAGUGAACUAAAGAUUGGUGAAUCAUCCGCAUUCUUUACCUAUGUCAAAUCAAAAACUGUGAAGGCAGUAGAUGUUGAAGACAGUGCCAGACGACUUUUGCUGGAUGAAAAUCAUCAGGAAACUGGUCAGCAUGCAAUCCGUGAUUCCCAAAUACAAGAAAAUGGGGAGGCGUUGGAAAGCCAGUCACAGGGAGACGAAUUCCCAAGCAGUACUAGUUUUCCUGAUUCUUUUUCUAUGGAGAGAUCCUGUACGCCACCUGCAGCCACAGAAGUUCCUCGGGAAAAAAACAUAAAUGAAGAGAAUUGCUCUCAAGUGCUCGUGCAUCCUCGAAAUGGAUCUCAAGUUGAUAAUUCAGCCCUACCUGUGCAGACACGAACUGCUUAUCCAUUUUAUAUGCCAGAAGGAAUGAUGUCGGCUCAACUGUAUCAAAAGAACCUGCAUGAUAUGCAAAAUCAUGCGGCAAUGAUGUCACAACAGUACGGUCAUUUUCAUCAUUGCCCUCCCAAUGUUAGUGGGAUGGCAUCUUAUCCUUAUUACCCUCUGAAUAUAUGUUUACAACCUGGUCAAAUGCCAGCUACUACUAAUUCAUGGCCAUCAUUUGGAAAUUCAUCUACAAAUGAGGCACAAUCGAACAAAUUGGAUAGGAGAGAGGCAGCACUGAUUAAAUUUAGGCAGAAAAGGAAAGAGCGUUGUUUCGAUAAGAAGAUUAGGUACGUUAAUAGGAAACGGCUUGCUGAGAGAAGGCCCCGAGUGCGGGGUCAGUUCGUGAGGAAGGUAAAUGGUGUCAAUGUAGAUCUUAAUGGACAACCUGCAUCUGUUGAUGAUGUUGAGGAUGAAGAUGACGAGGAGCAAAUAUCAAGGGAUUCCUCUCAUGAGGAUGAUGGUUCAGGAUAUUAGGGAAAAUUUGCUGUCCAAGUGACCAAGGGAGUUCCUUUUGAUUGGUUCAGUGGCAUUAAUUAUCSCUGGAAUACCUGAAAUUUAUGCACUUGAAGCUUUAAGAUCAUUACUUGUUCCUGAUAUCACGCCGGAUAUUUAUUGAAGAAUGCCUGACCAAGUUUAUCCAGAAAAGCAAGCAAGCGUGCAUGUUUACUGCAUGCAAUCAUUCAUAAUGUUGGCAAGAGCCCUUAUUCUGCUGUUACAUCACCAUUUGCUUGCACCAGGUCCUUGUAGCCUUACGGUUGCUGGUGGCUAGAAACUGCUUCUCUUAUCCUGUCUUGCUGCUCAUGGAGUGUCCGAGCUGGUUCUUGAGGGCUGAAAUAUACGUGCUUCAGUAUCAUCUGAUCUCCAUGGUGGAACUCAAAUGGGUCGAAUGAUGGAUCAUUGGAAAUCUGUUGACCAAUAUUAGAUAUUUGCAAAGAUGUUCUCUUAGAAUGAAGAAUAGCUUGUUGGAAUUCCAGUCAAAUUAGCCAAGUAUCUUACCCUACCCCCGAUCUCAACUUAUGUAGCUUGUGGAAGUUCUGAAUCAAAAGGUUAACCAAUCUCAUCCAAACUGUGCGAACUAUUUUUCAUUGCAUCCCCAUAAGCUGUUUAGAGUUGUGUUAAUAUAGAAUGAUAUGUAAAGGAAGUAAGAAUUUGAUUCGGUAGUUCCAGCCAGCA